Messenger RNA from Aspergillus viridinutans, 633 nucleotides. RefSeq lists its product as uncharacterized. The transcript has a single exon. Lineage: Eukaryota; Fungi; Ascomycota; Eurotiomycetes; Eurotiales; Aspergillaceae. The record is from RefSeq and is a predicted model, not a curated record. The coding region runs from base 1 to 633 and encodes 210 amino acids.
AUGGCCAGUCCUACUAUUUCCCAACAACCCAGAACCUUCUACUGCUAUGCCAGCAGCUCCCGAAAUGGAGAAAAGAAAGAGAACACCAUCACCUUCGAGGUCAAGGACCCAGCGACCAACGAGACCAAGUAUAUAAUGCAGGGCAUCAAGCCCGACAAAUCCCAGAUCGCGAGCACAACUCUUCGCCGGGAGUCACUUCCCCAACACACAUGUGUCCAGACAUUCAUCUCGCCUAUUACCCCCGGUAACUCAGACAUAGACUCGAUAACCGGCAGGCCUCUAACCCACCGGUUAUCAUCAGGCGCUGUGGUCACCGAAGUGCCGGUAACGGGGUACUGGCGACCUCGGAAAUUCGAGUUCAAGGGGAGGAAGUAUGUCUGGUUGAAAGAGGGGCUGCAGACCGGGCUUUAUGAAUACUCCUCGUCGAGAACGGUGGAGAAGCGGAAAUCCACGGUGACGGAGUUUGAGACUGUCAAGCCUGCUCUCGCGAGUGAGAUCAUGCCGUUCUGGGCUGGGCUGUUCAUGAGUCGCUAUCCAGAGGUUAGGGUUGCGGAGGGGGUGGAGGAGACGUUGCUGGAGAUUAUCCUGGCGGGGGCGUUGACUGAGAGUAUGGUUACUUUGCGUGGGCAUUGA